Messenger RNA from Sinocyclocheilus anshuiensis, 4573 nucleotides. RefSeq names its product regulatory-associated protein of mTOR-like. The transcript has 30 exons. The record is from RefSeq and is a predicted model, not a curated record. Gene Ontology annotation, molecular function: protein-macromolecule adaptor activity; protein binding. Gene Ontology annotation, cellular component: TORC1 complex; cytoplasm. Lineage: Eukaryota; Metazoa; Chordata; Actinopteri; Cypriniformes; Cyprinidae. Bases 1 to 3330 code for a protein of 1109 amino acids. Gene Ontology annotation, biological process: cellular response to starvation; cellular response to amino acid stimulus; TORC1 signaling.
AUGCUGAAGCUGGUCAAAGUUACACUGCACAUCUGGUCCUUGGAGGGUCUUCAGACAGAGGGAGCUUCUUCUCUCCUGGUAAUUGAGUUCUGUAUGCAGAAGAGUGCAAAGCUGGUGCCAGGAGUGACCUUGGACCUAAUUGAGAAGAUCCCGGGCAGGCUGAAUGACAGAAGGACACCAUUAGGGGAGCUGAACUGGAUUUUCACAGCUAUCACUGACACAAUUGCAUGGAACGUCCUGCCGAGAGAUCUCUUUCAGAAAUUGUUUCGUCAAGAUCUUUUGGUGGCCAGUCUAUUUCGAAAUUUCUUAUUGGCUGAGAGAAUAAUGAGGUCAUAUAACUGUACACCAGUCAGCAGCCCCAGGUUGCCACCCACAUACAUGCACGCUAUGUGGCAAGCGUGGGACCUUGCGGUGGACAUCUGCCUCUCCCAGCUUCCCACCAUCAUCGAGGAGGGCGCAGCUUUCAGGCAUAGUCCAUUCUUUGCUGAGCAGCUGACAGCCUUUCAGGUGUGGCUGACAAUGGGCUUGGAGAACAGAAACCCACCGGAGCAGCUGCCCAUCGUCCUGCAGGUCCUCUUAAGCCAGGUACACAGACUGAGGGCACUGGAUUUGUUGGGGCGAUUUCUGGACCUGGGCCCUUGGGCCGUCAGUUUGGCUCUUUCAGUGGGGAUUUUUCCGUAUGUGUUGAAACUGUUGCAGAGUUCAGCAAGAGAGCUCAGGCCUCUUUUGGUCUUCAUAUGGGCAAAGAUCUUGGCUGUAGAUAGUUCAUGCCAAGCUGAUCUUGUAAAAGACAAUGGACACAAGUACUUCCUGUCAGUACUGGCUGACUCGUACAUGCCCGCUGAGCAUCGAACCAUGGCAGUCUUCAUCCUUGCUGUCAUUGUCAACAACUACAACACAGGACAGGAGGCAUGUCUGCAGGGUAACCUGAUUGCAAUCUGUCUGGAGCAGCUCAUUGACCCUCAUCCUCUUCUGAGGCAGUGGGUGGCAAUCUGUUUGGGCCGAAUCUGGCAGAAUUUUGAUUCUGCACGCUGGUGUGGAGUUCGAGAUAGUGCCCAUGAGAAGCUCUACAGUCUCCUGUCUGAUCCUAUACCAGAGGUGCGGUGUGCAGCUGUGUUUGCGUUGGGUACAUUUGUGGGGAAUUCUGCUGAGAGAACCGAUCAUUCUACCACCAUUGAUCAUAAUGUGGCCAUGAUGCUAGCACAACUCAUUAAUGAUGGAAGUCCCAUUGUGAGAAAGGAGCUGGUCGUUGCUCUUAGUCACCUAGUCGAACAGUAUGAGAGUAAUUUCUGUACUGUGGCUCUGCAGUUCAUGGAGGAAGAGAAAAACUAUGCUGUACCCUCUCCUGCAAAUUCCACAGAGACAGGAAAUGUUACCCCGGGUAGGGACAGUCCUGCCAUCCCUCGUUUACGAUCAGUGAACUCCUAUACAAACCUAAGAGCUGCCACCACUGCUCGAACCCUCAAUAAGAGUCUUCAGAACCUCAAUCUCAAUGAGGAGGGUGGACCGGCAGCAUUCUCUCCAGGGAACCUGAGCACCAGCAGCAGUGCCAGCAGUACUUUGGGCAGCCCUGAUAAUGAUGAAUACCUUCUCUCCUUUGAAACCAUCGACAAGAUGAGGAGAGUCAGCUCGUACUCUUCCUUGAAUUCUCUCAUUGGAGUGUCUUUUAACAGUGUAUAUACUCAGAUUUGGAGGGUGCUACUGCAUCUUGCAGUUGAUCCAUUUCCAGAUGUCUCUGAUCUGGCCAUGAAGGUUCUCAACAGCAUCGCAUACAAGGCCACCAUGAACGCUCGUACACAGAGGAUUCUGGACUCAGGAUCUCUGACCCAAUCAGCACCUGCCAGCCCCACCAGCAAAGGAACAUUCAUACAUCAAGCAGGAUCCAAACGCUCUUCAUCUCCCUCCAGCGGAUCUCCACCUAUGCCUGGUGUCUCCAGCUCCAGCCUCAUCAAUGAAGUGCCCAAACCGCCGGUCCGAGAGGGGCCGCCCUCUCGUCCACCAUACACACCAACGCUGGGUGGUCAGGCGCCCCACUCACAGCAGUUCCCACGCACCAGGAAGAUGUUUGACAAGGGCCCUGAUCAGACUGCUGAGGAUGGAGAUGAGGCCGCUGCUCACAGGAGCUUCAUCAGUGUGAGUCUGCAGAUGGGUCUUUGUGACUGGAGUGCCAAAUACUUUGCUCAGCCCGUCAUGAAGAUUCCAGAGGAGCAUGAUUUGGAGAGUCAGGUUCGUAAGGAGAGAGAGUGGAGAUUCUUACGCAACGCACGAGUACGCAGACAAAGCCAAUGCAUCACUCAAAGAGGAGUGACACGGUUAGAUGAUCAGAUCUUCAUUAACAGAAACCCAGGUGUUCCAUCAGUGGUGAAGUUUCAUCCAUUUAACCCCUGCAUCGCUGUAGCUGAUAAAGACUCAAUCUGUUUUUGGGACUGGGAGAAAGGAGAGAGGUUGGAUUAUUUCUACAAUGGGAACCCACGAUACACACGCAUUACAGCUAUGGAGUACCUUAAUGGGCAUGACUGCUCUCUCCUCCUCACUGCCACUGAUGAUGGAGCUUUGCGAAUUUGGAAGAACUUUGCUGACCAGAGGAAUCCCGAGAUGGUCACAGCGUGGCAGGGGCUGUCCGACAUGCUGCCCACUACACGAGGUUUGACCCGACGGGUCUCAAUCUAUCUUGACAGAAGUAAGCAGGGAGGUGCAGGUAUGGUGGUGGACUGGGAGCAGGAGACUGGCCUCUUGAUGACGUCAGGUGAUGUUCGAGUCAUACGUAUCUGGGACACAGAAAGGGAAAUGAAAGUGCAGGACAUCCCAACAGGAGCAGACAGCUGUGUGACCAGCCUGUCAUGUGAUCCUCAGCGGUCACUGGUAGCUGCAGGUCUUGGAGACGGAUCGGUUCGAGUGUACGACCGCAGAAUGGGACCUAACGAAUGUCGUGUGAUGACUUAUAGGGAACACGGUGCUUGGGUGGUGAAGGCACGUCUGCAGAAGGAGCCUGAGGGACACAUUAUCAGUGUCAGUGUUAAUGGAGAUGUGCGGUUCUUUGACCCACGGACACCAGAAUCAAUUAACAUCUUGCAGACAGUGAAAGGACUGACAGCUCUGGACAUCCAUCCACAGGCAAACUUGUUCGCUUGUGGCUCUAUGAAUCAGUUUAUAGCUGUGUAUAACUCCAAUGGGGAUGUGAUCAGCAACAUUAAAUACUAUGAUGGUUUCAUGGGGCAGAGAAUUGGAGCCAUCAGCUGCCUGGCCUUCCACCCUUACUGGCCUCAUCUUGCCGUGGGCAGUAAUGACUACUACAUGUCAAUCUACUCAGCAGAGAAGAGACUCAGAUAAUAUCAUGACCGCUCACCUUUGACCCCUGCUGCCCCCCUUGGAUGUAAAUGACUUCCUGUAAAUAUGCAACAACCACAAUGAAUGUCUAAAGAAGGCUGCUGAAUCCACACAUGAUGACUAUAUUAAAACCAUUAUUAUUAUUAUUCUCAACAUAAUUCUCAUUAUGGAUUUAUUGAUUAUAGACUAGGCUGUGCAGAGGAGUGAGUACUAUUUAAAUUGUAUAUAAAGAUCUAAAAACAAAUCUUUAUGGUUUGGCCAAUGCUAGCCAACUUUUUCUUGGAACUGAUAACCUCCUGCAGAGUCAGAGAGGUUGAAGACAAGAGACUAGGAAAUGACGAACUUCCCUAUGCUCUGUGUUCAAGGCUGACUGCGGAAGGCCUAUUGUUCAGUGGGUUCUCUAUGAAGCCCCGUGCCUCGUCAUAUCUCUGCUGAAGUACAGUGAGAUGUGCUCUUCUGAAAAACUCUGUCAAUCUUGCUGUAGAUCCAUAGUUUUUAAGUGUGCAGGCAUGCAAUUCGUGUGAAGAAAUAGCCAACAGAUGUGGUGUUCUUACUCACCAAUCACAACCUCCCUCACACAUGCAUGCUUAACAUGUUCACACACACACUAUGCCAAACCCUCUCUGCAUCAAAACACAGCAAUUUAUUAUAGUUUUAUACCUCAACAUCACAUAGAACUCUGAUCUCAAAGCACUGGACACGGAUAACAGGGCCUGCUGUUCAUUUGCAUCCACACUAAGAACUGUGGAGCCUGGGAGAAACACAAGGUUCUUAAAGAUAAGCUCACAUUAUCAGGAUAAAGAUUUGUAUAGAUUUCACGACAGAAAUGUAAAGAUAAGAGAGAGUGAGUUUGCCAUCUAUUUUUGCCUGGGCAGUACAAUAACCAAGUUUUACAAGGUUGUUUUUUUUUCUUUACUUCUUGUUUUGCAUUCAAGAGUCAUAUGUAAUAGUUUUUCUCUCUUUACACACAUAGCCCACUAAAAUUGUGCCAGAGCCUCUAUUUUAGUUAGUUAAAAGAAAUAUCUGUUCUCCAUGCUGGAAAUGCCACAUUACCUACUUUAGCAGCGCCAAAGCUUUUGUUCUCUUGAGCUAGUGGUCACCAUCUUCAUCAUCAUCACAUUUUGUGUUUUACAGAGGUUUCAUCUGUGUCCCACAACUGUGCACAAUUUUGAUUUGUUUACUCAAGAAUGAAAAUGAAAGUGUUUACUAAAAGCCUGAAGGGGUAGUUCACCCAAAUAUGAACAUU